Ochotona curzoniae (black-lipped pika) is the source of this 786-nucleotide messenger RNA. RefSeq names its product phosphatidylinositol transfer protein beta isoform-like. The transcript is spliced from 2 exons. Gene Ontology annotation, molecular function: phosphatidylcholine binding; phosphatidylinositol binding; phosphatidylinositol transfer activity. Gene Ontology annotation, biological process: phospholipid transport. Gene Ontology annotation, cellular component: cytoplasm. The record is from RefSeq and is a predicted model, not a curated record. Lineage: Eukaryota; Metazoa; Chordata; Mammalia; Lagomorpha; Ochotonidae. The coding region runs from base 1 to 786 and encodes 261 amino acids.
AUGAAUCCAGCCCGAAUUCAGAAAGGACAGAGAACCACCAACAAAUUUGACAAAAAGAGAUCCUUACUCAGAUAUGCUGUGCUGAAGUUCCCCUCCAACGAAUACAAUGAAAGAAUUAUGAAACAAGUACAAAGAAAAGACAAGAUUACAUUUAGAGGAAAACCAGUCACAAUUAAUGCUGGCUUCUCAGAAGAAGCCCUCCGAGCAAGGAGAGAAUGGAUACUGUACAACAGGCGAACUGGAGCCUAUCACAUUCGACAGCUUUACUCUGUGGCAGAAGCUAGCAAGAAUGAGACUGGAGAUGCAGAAGGAAUUGAAGUGCUAAAAAAUGAGCCAUACGAGAAAGUUGGUGAAACGGGGCAGUACACCCACAAAAUUUGCCACCUGAAGAGCAAAGUUCCUGCCUUCAUGAAGAUGAUUGCUCCCGAAGCUUCCUUGGUGAUUCACAAAAAAGCCUGGUACGCCUACUGCAGAAAUAUUGUAACAAAUGAAUAUAUGGAAGAUGAUUUCUUCAUUAAAAUUGAAACAUGGCACAACCCAGACUUGGGAACAUUAGAAAAUGUACAUGGUUUAGAACCAAACACAUGGAAGACGGCUGAAACUGUCCACAGAGAUAUUGCAGAUCGAAGUCAAGUUGAACCAGCAGACUACAAGAGAGGCCCUUUGGGACCCAACUGGAAGAAGGAGCUGGCCAAUAAGCCUGAAUGUCCACAGAUGUGUGCCUAUAAGCUGGUGACCAUAAAAAAAAAAAAUCCUAAAAAAGAAUGUCUAUUAAGUAAGGAGUAA